GGUGGGGCUGGGGCGCGGAGGAUGGGCCCGAGGGGCUUCGGGGGGUUCUGCCUCGCCCUGCUCUGCUCUGGGGCCGCUCUCGGCUUCCAGGAAGAGCAAUCGGGGAACGGGAACGUCACCGAGGAGACCCCGGAGGGGACACGGGACCCCCUGGAGCCACCAGGACACCCCAGCACGGCCACCGGGGACGGGGACAGGGUGACAACGGGGACAACGGGGACACCGUGGCCAAGGGUCACCACGAGCCCCCCUGGGAGCCCUGGGGACCUUGCGGUGACACCGGCGGGGAACCAAACCCGAGCCUCCUCGGGUGUCCCAGCCCGGUACUGGUCCCCCGUCAUCUUCGUGGUGCUGGCCCUGCUCGUGCUCUUUGUCACCUACCACAGGACCAAGGACAAAGGGAUCCGGGACCGGGCCACGAGUGGCAGCGACUCCUCAGAUUUGGGAGCUCUGGUCCAGCCCCAAGUCCACGACCCCAUCCCAAAAAUCCCGGAGCACGCCGAGACCACCUUGGACCAGCCAGACCCUCCCCAGCCCCCGAGCCGGUUCCACAGCCCUGGAAAAGCUGGGAAUGGAUUCCCGGACUCUGGGAGACGCCGGGAGCCAGAGCCGGAUGCAAAAGAGGAGGAGGAAAAUUCCCAUUUUUUAAUCCUGGGAUGAUCAAAGCUCCCAAAAAAGCCCCCCAGGGCUGGAGAGGCUUCACCAUUCCCUACGUCUUCAAGUCCAGGCUGGAAUUUUUCCCGGGAUGGGGCUCAGGAUCAAAGUCCUGAACCUCAAAUCCAACAUUUGGGAUUCAAAUAUUCCCAAAAGAGCGAAAAUAAUUAAAAAUAAAAAAAUAGAUCCAAGCGUUUCCAGAUGAAAAAACUUCUUCCCAAUGGCUCCAGAGGGAGAGUUCCAAGAGGAAAAUCUGCUCCUUUCUGAUCCAGGGUCCUGGAAAAGCUGGGAAUGAAUUUUCCUGGGAAAAAUCCCACUUGGAGAGGGAGAAUCCGGCGGAUGAAGGAUCUGGGAUUCCCAUCCUGGAGGAACUGGGGAGGGUUGGGAGCGUCCCAAGGCUCCUUUUCCAGGAGAAUCCAACUCCAGGAUCCAGUCGGGAAUUGGGGAUGUCCUUCCAAAGGGAGAGGGGUGGGAAUCCCAGAAUCCCGGGAUUGUCCAGGCUGGGAAAGAUCUCCGAGGUCACCGAGGCCAAGCUGGGAUGGAUCAACAUCCG
Molecule: messenger RNA, 1207 nt
Organism: Passer montanus (Eurasian tree sparrow)
Lineage: Eukaryota; Metazoa; Chordata; Aves; Passeriformes; Passeridae
Exons: 6
Coding region: 22-660 (212 amino acids)
Source: RefSeq, a predicted model, not a curated record